UCUUUGUUUCUAUCAUGCUUCUGCAUCCGCGGCUCCUAUAAGUGGUGCAUCUUUCGCCCUUUCACGAUAGACCUAAAUUUCUCGAAUUGUUCCUUUUUUUUUUCGCUGGAGCGAAAAUCCUUUUUUAUUUUUUUUUUCAUCUGCAAUUUAGGGUUUCUUAAACCCUAAAAUCACUAUGCUAUAUUCAAGACUAGCUAGAGUCGGAGCUUCGAUCGCUAAAAACAUCUACACAAGGACUUACACAUCCUUGUGUAGAGUAGGAUGUCCUCAAAGUGCUAGAUAUCAUUACCUGCAACCUCCGUGUCAAGAGCAUUCAUUUACUAAUUUAUGCAAGGGAUCCAUGAUUGUAAGUCAUAAUUUCCUUUCAACGAUGACUACUAACAACACUACUGAGGAUGGGAGCGAACAAAAAGAAAUGAUAUCUGUAACUUUUAUUGAUAAAGAUGGCGAGGAAAAGCAUAUCAAAGUUCCUGUUGGAAUGUCAAUGUUAGAAGCUGCUCAUGAAAACGACAUUGAACUAGAAGGAGCAUGCGAGGGCUCACUUGCUUGUUCAACUUGUCAUGUUAUAGUCAUGGAUGUAGAACAUUACAAUAAAUUAGAAGAUCCAACAGAUGAAGAAAACGAUAUGUUGGAUCUAGCUUUUGGGCUUACUGAAACAUCACGUCUGGGUUGCCAAGUGAUUGCGAAACCUGAACUUGAUGGAAUCCGGUUAGCUAUUCCUGCCGCCACACGGAACUUCGCUGUUGAUGGUUAUGUGCCGAAACCACACUAGUUAUACUUUAUUUUUUUGGAUUCAGUACAAAGAGUGCAGCUAUCUCAGUUUUGUAGCCUCACUGAUUUAGAUAAAUUAGCAUUUAUUGAUCACAGGCAUGAUUUUUGCUGCUUUUAUUUUUCGUGUUCCCUGAGCACCUCUGUAUAACAAACCAUCGAGAUCAAGAUAGGAAUGUCCACAGGAUACAUUUUUGCUU
This is a messenger RNA of Abrus precatorius (Indian licorice), 968 nucleotides long. Its product is annotated as 2Fe-2S ferredoxin. The record is from RefSeq and is a predicted model, not a curated record. The transcript has 7 exons. Bases 176 to 772 code for a protein of 198 amino acids. NCBI's taxonomy places the organism in Eukaryota, Viridiplantae, Streptophyta, Magnoliopsida, Fabales, Fabaceae. Gene Ontology annotation, biological process: P450-containing electron transport chain. Gene Ontology annotation, molecular function: 2 iron, 2 sulfur cluster binding. Gene Ontology annotation, cellular component: mitochondrion.